AUGCCUCCAGAGAAAGAGAUACAGGCGGCGGGACUGGACGUCACUGUCAUCGUCGCUGAGCUACUUAUCCCGGGCCGUGGCGACCCCGUUAAGAACGCUGCCGUCGCUGUUGAGGACGGCAAGAUCGUCCAUGUCGGCAAGUAUGACAGCCUCCCGGGAAAGUACCGCUCAGUCAGGCCGGUCCACGUCCCGGUCGUCAUGCCCGGCCUCUGGGAUGUGCACACCCACUUCAUCGGCCUCGACGUUGUCACCGACUUUGCUACCGGCUUGAUCAAAGUCUUGCCGGGAUCUAACGCCCUGGUAGGCGCCGUCACCGUCCAAGACCUGGAAGAGACGCUGAUGGCGGGAUACACCUCUGUCCGAGAGCUUGGCGGAUAUGCCGGGGACUUGGUUCCCGCCAUCGAGAAGGGGCGCCUGGUAGGACCCAACGUGUACUCGGCCAUCGCCGCCAUGUCCAUCACCGGAGGACACGGGGACCAGCACGACCUCCCCAUCCAGACGGUGAUGAGAUUUGCCGAGUGUGGCGGGCCCUGCUCCAUUGUCAACGGCGCGGACGACUGCACCAAGGGGGUGAGACUGCUCGUCCGCCGGGGAGCGCGGUGCAUCAAGGUCUGCUCUAGCGGCGGCGUCCUGAGCCUAUUGGAUGAUCCGGAGGACAGGCAAUUCUCGGACGAGGAGCUCAAGGCCAUCGUCGAGGAGGCGGGCCGCAGCCGUCAUGCCGUCGCCGCUCACGCCAUUGGGAAGGCGGGCAUCAUGGCUGCGCUCAGGGCGGGCGUCAAGAGCAUCGAGCACGGCAUGUACCUCGACGACGAGGUUGCCGAUGCCAUGCUAGAGAAGGGCGCCAUCUUCGUCCCCACCCACCACGUCGUGACCACCAUAGGCAAAGAUCCGUCACAGCUACCGCCCCCCAUCGCACGCAAGUUUGAGAAGCUGAUGCAAAAGGCAAAGGAGUCUUAUCAGUUGGCCAUCAAGAGAGGCAUCAAGAUUGCGCUCGGCACGGACAGCGGCAGCAGCGACCGCACGAAAGACCUCGCGCACGGAAACAACGCCAUGGAGCUGUACUGGGCCGUCAAGAACGGCAUGACGCCGCUGCAGGCCAUCGAGGCGGGCACCGCGAACGGCCCAGAGGUUCUCGGAGGAAUGGCGCCGCUGAGUGGACAACUCAAGGAAGGGUAUGACGCGGACCUGAUCGCCGUCGCCAAGAACCCUUUGGAUGAUAUUGAGGUUCUGGUGAAGAAGGAAAACAUCACCCAUGUUUGGAAAGGGGGCAAGCUGUUCAAGUCCCCGUAG
Molecule: messenger RNA, 1290 nt
Organism: Colletotrichum navitas
Lineage: Eukaryota; Fungi; Ascomycota; Sordariomycetes; Glomerellales; Glomerellaceae
Product: amidohydrolase
Exons: 1
Coding region: 1-1290 (429 amino acids)
Molecular function (GO): hydrolase activity, acting on carbon-nitrogen (but not peptide) bonds
Source: RefSeq, a predicted model, not a curated record